Molecule: messenger RNA, 3188 nt
Organism: Tachysurus vachellii
Lineage: Eukaryota; Metazoa; Chordata; Actinopteri; Siluriformes; Bagridae
Gene: eif3c
Product: eukaryotic translation initiation factor 3, subunit C
Exons: 22
Coding region: 153-2942 (929 amino acids)
Biological process (GO): translational initiation
Cellular component (GO): eukaryotic translation initiation factor 3 complex
Molecular function (GO): translation initiation factor activity; translation initiation factor binding; RNA binding
Source: RefSeq, a predicted model, not a curated record
UCCUCUCUCGCCGGAAGUAGCCAGAAAGGCUCUGACGCACGCGCCAUUUGAGCUGGAAAAUCUGAAAACCUGGAUUAUAAAUCGGGUCUAAAUAAACUCCUAACACAAGAAUCGUUUAAUUUGGUCAGAUAACAGUGUGAACAGCCUUCACUAUGUCCCGUUUCUUCGCCACCGGAUCCGACAGCGAGUCGGAAGAGUCCUCGUCUGCCGACGAGCUCGCCCCUAAAGCGACUGGGACUACUUUCAACAAACAAGCCCUGUUGUUGAGUGACGAUGAAGAAGACACCAAGAGAGUGGUGCGCAGCGCCAAGGACAAGAGGUUUGAGGAGCUGACAAACUUGAUCAAGACCAUCCGCAACGCCAUGAAGAUUCGAGACAUGGCCAAGUGUCUGGAGGAGUUUGAGCAGCUGUGUCGAGCGUUCCUCAAGAGCAAAGCGAUUGUAGAUAAAGAAGGAGUUCCACCGUUCUACAUUCGCCUGCUGGCCGACUUGGAGGAUUACCUCAACCAGCUCUGGGAGGACAAGGAGGGCAAGAAGAAGAUGAACAAAAACAACGCCAAAGCUCUGAGCACGUUGCGCCAGAAGAUCCGCAAGUACAACCGCGACUUCGAGACGGACAUCGCCACCUACAAGGAGAACCCUGAACAGUCUGCUGAUGAAGAGGAAGAGAAGGAGGAAGCCGGAUCAGGUUCGUCCUCAGACAGUGAUGAAGAGGGAGCAGGAGAAAGCGCCACAGCGAAGAGUUUUAUGAAGAAGAAGCCCACGGCCGAGCCGGCGCCAGAAGCCAGCAAGUUCCUCAAGGGGGCAGCUGAUGAGGAAUCCGAGAGCAGCAGCGAUGACGAAGACUGGGGCAGCGACUCCAUGGACAGCAGCAGUGAAAGCGACGAUAACGAAGGCAACACUACGUCCCUGGCUACCGCUUUUCUCAAAAAGACCCAGGAUGGAGACAAGCAGUUGGGCGAGCGCAAGAAGGACGACAGGAAGCGGAGGACCAAAAAGAAAGAGCGAGCCGACGAGGAGGGUGAGGAAGGCGAGGAAGAGGGAGCGGACGGCGAUGAAGGAGGCUGGAAGAAGGUGAGAGGAGGAGUGCCGCUGGUCAAGGAGAAGCCCAAGAUGUUCGCCAAGGGCACAGAGAUUAACACUGCCGUGGUGGUCAAGAAACUCAACGAGAUCCUGCAGGCACGAGGAAAGAAGGGGACAGACAGAGCGGCUCAGAUCGAGCUCCUACAUGCUCUUGCGGGCAUCUCCAACGAGAACAACCUGGGUGAAGGCAUCUUGGUUAAGAUCAAGUUCAACAUCAUCGCCUCUCUGUACGACUACAACCCCAAUCUGGCUGCCUUCAUGAAGGCGGAUAUGUGGAAGAAGUGCCUGGAAUGCAUCGACGAGUUGCUGGACAUCUUGUUCGCCAACAACAACAUCUUCAUUGGCGAGAACAUCGCUGAGGACAGCGAGAACCUGGCUGUCUCUGACCAGCCGUUCCGUGUGCGUGGUUGCAUCCUGACCCUGGUGGAGAGAAUGGAUGAGGAGUUCACCAAGAUCAUGCAGAACACAGACCCUCAUUCCCAGGAGUACGUGGACAACCUGAAAGACGAGGGACACGUCUGCAACAUCAUCGACCGCCUGCUGCAAUACCUGGAGAGCAAAGGCACGACGGAGGAAGUGUGCCGUGUCUACCUGCGCCGCAUCAUGCAUACCUAUUACAAGUUUGACUACAAGGCUCAUCGUCGCAGCCUGGGCCUGCAGGGGGAGAGCAAAUCUGAGCAGGACCAGGAGGAGAGUGAAGGGGAGGACAGCGCCAUCAUCAUGGACCGCUUGUGCAAGUUCAUCUACGCCAAGGACCGCACCGACCGCAUCCGCACCUGCGCCAUCCUGUGUCACAUCUACCACCAUGCGCUGCACAGCCGCUGGUACCAGGCUCGGGACCUCAUGCUCAUGAGUCACCUGCAGGACAACAUUCAGCAUGCUGACCCUCCUGUACAGAUCCUCUACAACAGGACCAUGGUGCAGCUGGGCAUCUGCGCGUUCCGCCAGGGCAUGAUCAAAGACGCUCACAACGCCCUGCUGGACAUCCAGUCGAGCGGCAGAGCGAAGGAACUACUUGGUCAGGGCCUGCUCAUGAGGAACAUGCAGGAGAGAAACGCAGAGCAAGAGAAGAUCGAGAAGAGGCGACAGGUGCCUUUCCACAUGCACAUCAACCUGGAGCUGCUGGAGUGUGUGUAUUUGGUGUCAGCCAUGCUGCUGGAGAUCCCAUACAUGGCAGCGCAUGAGUUUGACGCCCGUCGCCGCAUGAUCAGCAAACAGUUUCACCACCAGCUGCGUGUAGGCGAGAGACAGCCAUUACUGGGUCCUCCUGAGAGCAUGAGGGAGCAUGUUGUGGCUGCUAGCAAAGCCAUGAAGAUGGGCGACUGGCGCACGUGCCACUCCUUCAUCAUCAACGAGAAGAUGAACAGUAAAGUGUGGGACUUGUUCCCUGAGGCACAGUGCGUACGUGAAAUGCUCGUCAGGAAGAUUCAGGAGGAGUCGUUACGUACCUACCUGUUUACCUACAGCAGCGUUUACGACUCUAUCAGUAUGGCAAUUCUAUCUGAGAUGUUUGAGCUGGAGAUACCCACAGUGCACAGCAUCAUCAGCAAGAUGAUCAUCAACGAGGAGCUGAUGGCUUCUCUUGACCAGCCAACUCAGACGGUGGUGAUGCACAGGACGGAGCCCACGUGCCUGCAGAACAUGGCGCUGCAGCUGGCCGAGAAGCUGGGCGGCCUGGUGGAGAACAACGAGCGAGUCUUUGACCUCAAACAGGGCGUCUACGGAGGCUACUUCAACAGAGAUCAGAAAGGAGGAUACCAACAGAAGCAGGGCUACCAGAGAGAUCAGAAAGGUUCCUACCAACAGAAACAAAACUACCAGCGAGGAUCCUACCGGAACCAGAACCAGAGCUCUUAUUGAGUACAUUCAGAGUGUAUCUCUCAUUCCGUACUUCAUCUCCUCUGCUUCACCAGGAUCACCACACUGACCACUUUUUCUCCAGUGAAGUUUUCAGAUCUUUGACCUUCCUCUUCCCCUUUGCUGGUUUGAACGCAUUAAAGGGUGGAGCAGAUUUUAAGGUAGAACAUCAGCAGGCAUGGGGAGCUUUUUUUUUUUUCCCAUUCUUUUUCCUGUGAUCAAUAAAUCAAUAAAUAUCCAGCUGAUCAA